Molecule: messenger RNA, 994 nt
Organism: Leptopilina heterotoma
Lineage: Eukaryota; Metazoa; Arthropoda; Insecta; Hymenoptera; Figitidae
Exons: 4
Coding region: 90-881 (263 amino acids)
Source: RefSeq, a predicted model, not a curated record
AUAAAAAGCUGGAAAAAAAUUUUGAUUCGCUCAAUAUUAUUUCAGAAAAAAAUUUAUUCUUUUAAUUUUUGCAAGAUUUAUUAAAAAAAAUGUUUAAACCUUUAAUUCUUGUUUGUGCCUUUCUUUUGGCGGGGGCUGUUAUCGCUGAAAAUACAGGACCCCAAACGGAAAACCAUGAGGAGAAUCCAAGUGUAGUUGAGGAAAUUAAAAACAAAGUUGUGGGAGUUGUUAAUGAAGCAAUUCGCCAAGUCACUGAUUAUCUUCAUGAAGUGCAGGAAAAGACGGCAGAAAUUAUUAAAAAACUUAAAGAGGAAGCGAUGAAAGUGACAAAAUCUGUUUACGAUAAAAUUGUUGAGGCACAACAAAAAGUCAAAUCCGAAGUUGAUAAGGCAAUAAAGGAGGCAAUUAAUUACAAUGUAACAGAAUGCGCAGAGAUGGCAAAGGCAUUUGACGACACUGGCGUUCAGGCAAUGGCGGAAGUUUCACGUUGCGUCACUGAUGUAAUGGAGGACGCCGAUGGUUACACGGAAAAUAUGAAACACAGCGCCGAUGUUGUUAUGAGAAAUUUAACUGUCAUUAAAGACGAGGCAGAGAAAUGUGUGGAAAAUGUCAAUAAUAUCGGAUCAGCAACCAAGGCAUUUAUUUGUGUCAAUGUGGCUGCCGCUAAAGGAACGUGGGCAGCAACGAAAAAUGUUCCUGCAUUAUUGGGAGACUUGGGAAAACUAACGUGGAAAAUAACGACAUUAUUACCGGAAUUAACAGUCUGCUCGACAGUCAAUGGCGUUAAGAAAGUUAACGAUGGAUCGCAAAUUGUCGUCGAGAAAGUCCGCGAAUGCAUUAAAGCCAGAAAGGAACUUGCUGAAUCACAAAAAGUUGAAUGAAUCCGAUUUAUGACAACUAUCCGAGUUCAAAAAUUAAUUGUAAACGACGUAGAGUAAAAUUGUAAAUUAAUAAUUAAGUAAAUAGAAAUAAUUAUAAGUUACUUUUCAAAUAA